AUGGUCCGGUCUCUCCUCCCCAUCGGCGUCGCCCUCAUCGGGGCCACGAGCGUCCUUGCCGCCGACUCAAUUCCCACCUGCUCGCUCACCCAGAAGUGCCCUGAGUCGGCGCCGUGCUGCUCACAAUACGGCCAAUGUGGUGUAGGUGCGUACUGCCUCGGCGGCUGCGACCCUCGUAUGUCCUUCUCGCUGGACUCGUGCGCACCUGAGCCUCAGUGCGUCAGUCGUGUCAUGAAGAUGAACAGCCUCGACCGCAUCGUCGAUGUUUCCGAAUACCUCGGCGACUCGUCCAAGGCCGACUGGGUUGCCCAGGGUACCCCGCUUGUCUACAACAACGAGGCUGUACUGCUUACUAUGCCCGCCAACUCCGUCGGCACUGUCCUCUCCUCCACCGGCUACAUGUGGUACGGCAAUGUCAAGGCCACUUUCAAGACGUCGCGUGGUGCUGGUGUCGUCACCGCCUUCAUUCUGCUCAGUGAUGUCAAGGACGAAAUCGACUACGAGUUUGUCGGCACGGAGCUGAACAUUGCCCAGACCAAUUACUACUUCCAGGGCAUUCUGGACUGGCACAACUCGGGCAACAUCUCCCUGUCCGAUACCUACGAGAACUACCACACCUACGAGAUCCAGUGGACCCCUGACUCCAUCACCUGGCUUGUCGAUGGCCAGGUCGGUCGUGUUCAGAAGAAGUCUGACACCUGGAACGCCACUGCCAACCAGUGGAACUUCCCUCAGACUCCGUCGCGUGUUGAGCUGUCCAUCUGGCCUGGCGGUGCGCCGUCCAACGCCCCCGGCACCGUUCAGUGGGCGGGUGGUCCCAUUGACUGGAACUCGGCCGACAUUAAGAACUACGGCUACGAUUUUGCGACCUUCACCGAGGUCGAGAUCCAGUGCUACAACGCUUCGUCGGCGCCCGGUACCAAUAACGCCGUUUCGUACACGUACAACAACUGGCUCGCCACAAACAACACCGUUGUCAACGGCGACAAGAACCCCAUCAUGAAGAACUUUGAGAACACUGGUCUGGACAUGACAUCUGGCCCUGACGCCGGUUCGUCGUCGACCAGCAGCGCCGCCGGCAGCAAGAAGACCAACAGCAACACCGUUCCGGGCGGCACCUCGAACGGCCCUGGCAACUCCCAGGGCAACGGCGACUCGAGCUCUGGCUCGGGCUCGGGCUCGGGCUCGAACUCCGGCGGCUCGUCGACAGGUAGCUCCUCGGGCUGCUCGACGACCGGCUUCUCCCAAAGCUGCGACAACGGCAACAGCGGCAGCUCGUCUAAGAGCGACGGCGGUCGCAUUGUGGGCGGCGAGCGGAUCAUUAGCGCCAGUGCAUUUGCCGUGGUCGUUGCGCUGGGUGCCAUGAUGGUACUGUAA
This is a messenger RNA of Sporothrix schenckii 1099-18, 1377 nucleotides long. RefSeq names its product cell wall glucanase (Utr2). Bases 1 to 1377 code for a protein of 458 amino acids. Gene Ontology annotation, biological process: fungal-type cell wall organization; carbohydrate metabolic process. NCBI's taxonomy places the organism in Eukaryota, Fungi, Ascomycota, Sordariomycetes, Ophiostomatales, Ophiostomataceae. Gene Ontology annotation, molecular function: hydrolase activity, hydrolyzing O-glycosyl compounds; glycosyltransferase activity. The transcript is spliced from 2 exons. Gene Ontology annotation, cellular component: fungal-type cell wall. The record is from RefSeq and is a predicted model, not a curated record.